This is a messenger RNA of Rhinopithecus roxellana (golden snub-nosed monkey), 2745 nucleotides long. Its product is annotated as mitochondrial carrier homolog 2. The record is from RefSeq and is a predicted model, not a curated record. Gene Ontology annotation, cellular component: mitochondrion; membrane. Gene Ontology annotation, biological process: positive regulation of apoptotic process. Bases 697 to 1227 code for a protein of 176 amino acids. Lineage: Eukaryota; Metazoa; Chordata; Mammalia; Primates; Cercopithecidae. The transcript is spliced from 14 exons.
CGCCCCGUUCGGUCGCUGCUGCUCAGGGCGCCUGAGGAUAGGCUCAGCCUUGCGGGCCCUUCAUUCUCCCGAGAUGCUGCUGCUCCUCCGCUGCCCUUUCCCUCCCUGCAGGGACAGCUUCCUCAGUCCCGCGGCCCCUCUUGGGGGCCUGAGCCCUCGCCCCGCAGCCCAGCGUUGAGGCCCACUCCUCCCUUAGCCAACCGCCACCCUGCCCUGCCCUGCCCUGCCCGGCGGAUCCUCUGAACUUUGGUUCUUCUUCCCUGAGGUGGAUCCUGGCCGGUCGCCACCAAGGGCUUCCGAACCCUCCCUCUCGCCCCUCCGAAAUUCACAUUCACCGCUCCUCCCCCCAAAAUCUCAGACGCAAGACACGAAAUACUCAGUUGAAGACAAAUGUGAAGUUAGGUGGGUUACGAGCCUCUUCCUCCGACAAUAGGACGAAAUAUUUUUGGGCGGCAAGUGUGUCAGCUUCCUGGUCUCUUUAGUUAUGCUCAGCACAUUGCCAGUAUCGAUGGGAGGCGUGGGUUGUUCACAGGCUUAACUCCAAGACUGUGUUCGGGAGUCCUUGGAACUGUGGUCCAUGGUAAAGUUUUACAGCAUUACCAGGAGAGUGACAAGGGUGAGGAGUUAGGACCUGGAAAUGUACAGAAAGAAGUCUCAUCUUCCUUUGACCGCGUUAUCAAGGAGACAACUCGAGAGAUGAUCGCUCGUUCUGCUGCUACCCUCAUCACACAUCCCUUCCAUGUGAUCACUCUGAGAUCUAUGGUACAGUUCAUUGGCAGAGAAUCCAAGUACUGUGGACUUUGUGAUUCCAUAGUAACCAUCUAUCGGGAAGAGGGCAUUCUAGGAUUUUUCGCGGGUCUUGUUCCUCGCCUUCUAGGUGACAUCCUUUCUUUGUGGCUGUGUAACUCACUGGCCUACCUCGUCAAUACCUAUGCACUGGACAGUGGGGUUUCUACUAUGAAUGAAAUGAAGAGUUAUUCUCAAGCUGUCACAGGAUUUUUUGCGAGUAUGUUGACCUAUCCCUUUGUGCUUGUCUCCAAUCUUAUGGCUGUCAACAACUGUGGUCUUGCUGGUGGAUGCCCUCCUUACUCCCCAAUAUAUACGUCUUGGAUAGAUUGUUGGUGCAUGCUACAAAAAGAGGGGAAUAUGAGCCGAGGAAAUAGCUUGUUUUUCCGGAAGGUCCCCUUUGGGAAGACUUAUUGUUGUGACCUGAAAAUGUUAAUUUGAAGAUGUGGGGCAGGGACAGUGACAUUUCUGUAGUCCCAGAUGCACAGAAUUAUGGGAGAGAAUGUUGAUUUCUAUACAGUGUGGCGCGCUUUUUUAAUAAUCAUUUAAUCUUGGGAAAAUUGAGGUGUUUGGUGUCUGCCUUUUUUGUUCUUUUCUCCAGCACAACAUAACUUACCACUGAUACUCCCCCUUUAGUUAUUCUGAAUUAGGAUAUUUUUGCUCCAAAUUCUUAUUUUACUUAACCAGAAGGGAAAAAAAAAGUUGUAUUUUCCUGAAGCUACAGGCACUUUGUCAUGUGAUUUUGAGUCUCAAUUUAAGGCUUUGUAAAACGAAGAGUAGAAUUCCAAGAAGGAUGAGAAAUAAUUCUGUAAAACUUAACAAAAUCACUAAAUUAAACUAUAUGGGAGGUUACGAAUUACCUUUUCUUAGGUAGACCCUAAAAAGUCAGUAGCAUGCACCAGAAUCUGACUCCCAUUAUGCUUCUAAGCACAUUUCGUUGACCUUGUCUCUCAUACUUCAAGAAAAGGACAGUACGUGGCUACAUUAUCCUAGAAAGUCUGUGUGAGGAUCUACCCCUUCAGUCUGUUAUUGCAGAGUAAUAAAAUGUCACCGACAGGGUGCCUCUGAGCCUACUUUAGUUCAAGAGGCUGCCUAAAAAAAAUAAGUAAGAUAAAGAAUCAGCAACAACAAAGAAAAAGGACAAUUACAGAAAAUAAGCAAGAUUGGGAAAGGAAGUAUAAUGGCACUUUUUUUCCUCAAAGGAAGUUCUUGUUUUCACGUCAUAUACGAAAAGCAGAUCCUGCAGGAGUAAUCCCCUUCUUUAAGAGCCAAGUAUUCGCCCGCGCUUAAAUUACACCAUACAGUUCUAAUUGUAUAUAAUCUUUUGUUCUUCAGUUUUUUGUUUUGUUUCCUUUUUGUUAUUGUUGCCGAAGGUGAGUAGUUUUGCAUUUCUGAUGACAGCCUUGGAAAGUAUAUUUGUAACUCCAUGUCUGGUAAUGCCAACCCAAGUCCAUAUGGGUCUUAGGACACUGACCGCUUCACAUGCCAUACCCUCAGUUAAGCAUGUUAACAUUUAUAGGAGGAAAAAAAUCUCUUUAGGAGAAAAUAAAAUUCAACUCAAGCAUAAAGCUUCUAUUUACUCAGGCCUUUUAAAAAGCAGGUUAAAAUGCUCUAAAAUGAGAAAGCCUGUGGUUUCGCUUAUUUAUAUAAUUCACUGGGACAUUGCCAAAUGAGUAAGCACUUAAUUUGCUGCUUCUGAGACGUCUCUGUCAAAACAGCCCCACUAAUAAUGUUAGAUAGAAUGAGAAUGCAGGGGUCUCUUCCCUCCCCCUGGGGUUUAGGAAGCUCAUGAGGAGCUCAGCUUAAAAUGUCUUUGAUGUCUCUUCCUUUGUCUCAAAAAUAAUGUCAAUUUUAUAUACUAUUCAAUAUUACUAUCUGCAUUUGUUUUAAUAUAAAAAUGUUUGCUGCCUACCUUUUUCUCCCAAAAAAUCUUUAAGUAAAGAUGAUCUGGGAAAAUGU